Hyalella azteca is the source of this 3033-nucleotide messenger RNA. Its product is annotated as NADPH oxidase 5. Bases 286 to 2577 code for a protein of 763 amino acids. The record is from RefSeq and is a predicted model, not a curated record. Gene Ontology annotation, biological process: defense response; superoxide anion generation. Lineage: Eukaryota; Metazoa; Arthropoda; Malacostraca; Amphipoda; Hyalellidae. Gene Ontology annotation, cellular component: NADPH oxidase complex; plasma membrane. Gene Ontology annotation, molecular function: superoxide-generating NAD(P)H oxidase activity. The transcript has 11 exons.
AGAUAUUGUGUCAAUAUUUGUUUAAUGAAUUCCGAUAGAAUUACCGAUGUGUUAGCAGUAAACUGAGUUCAUGUCACAUCGAAUUUUCAGAAUCACAUUAAAACAACUGAGUGUGUUCUGAAAUAAAUCAAAGUUGAUUGAAAAUCACUGAUUUCUAUCGAAAGUGUUGAACAAUUUUGCACUAUAAACAUAAUUUUUUAUAUAUAAGACAAAUUAUAAUCGCAUUUUCACGUACGGAAGAUACAAGCUGAUCCUGCCCAGUUUGCGUCCGCAGCGACCGACAACAUGGGUAGAAAAAAUUCCACGAAGAAGAUCCUGGACCCGGAGAGCGGAAGCAUUGAGGUAGAAUCUGAAGGAAGUUUCAGCAGCAAAAGUCGCCUACAGGAAAAGCUACAGUCGCUGAUGCCAGUCAGAAAGCUCGGUCAUGUAAAUUUCAGCGACCACUUCAUCACAGCUUCUCGGCUACAACACGAGGAACCCAUCACCCAAAAGCCAUCCAUCACAAACUCACAGCACACACAAGACACUAACAAGUCUUGGUCAUGUCUUAAGCCAUUCAAGCGCCAGAUGACGUGGCUGAACAACAACGCGUCGUACGUCUUUUUCUUGGCCUGUUUUGUGGCAGCGAACGCCGUGCUUUUUGGCCUACGAAUUUGGCAAUAUAGGCAUGCCUACGUCAUGGAAAUGAUGGCGAGGGCUUUCGGACAAUGCUUGAACCUGAACUGUGCGCUGCUGCUGUCGCUGAUCUUACGUCGCAGCAUCACGCGCCUGCGCAACUCCAAGCUCGGCGCUGUCCUGCCCUGCGACCGACAUGUUCACCUCCACAAGAUGGCCGGCUGGGCAGUGUUCAUGUGUUCACUUCUGCACACUAUGUUCCAUGUCUGCAAUUUAGUGAAAGUAUCAGAAGAGACUGGCAUUAGCUUCUGGAGUUACAUGCUGGAGACGCGACACGGCAUUGGCUGGAUCUGGGGUCUUGCUAACCAGAGCGGCAUCCUGCUCCUUGUGAUGCUUUUCGUGAUCGUUACCUUCAGCCAUCGAUGCAUCAGGAAAUCGGGAUAUUUUGAGGUGUUCUACUUCACGCACCUGCUCUCCCUGCCCUUCUGGGUGCUGAUGGUAGUUCACGGACCGCGCUUCUGGAUGUGGCUUUUGGUGCCUGGGACUGCGUUCGUGGCCGAAGCCUGUGUCCGCGUCAUGCAAGUGUAUUCUGACCGCGGCCGCACCUCUGUCGUCGCGGUCGAAGAGCUUCCGUCACAGGUGAUGAAAUUGACUAUCCAACGGCCCCAAGAGUUCGAAUUCAGGGCUGGAGAAUACGUCUACCUCAACGUCCCCUCUGUUGCCAAGCAUGAGUGGCAUCCCUUCACGAUAUCGUCCGCUCCUGAGCAGGAAGGAACCUUCACAGUCCACGUGCGUUCAGUGGGAGGUUGGACGCAACGACUGCUGGAUCUCCUCCGAGACGCUCCUCAGAAGCAGCUGCAUCCUUCCCUUCUGGAGCAGUACGGCUUAGUUGGGUCCCAAAGACUCCAGACAAAAUCUUGCAGUUCCGGCAGCCUUAACGGUGAUAAUUCAUCUAUCAUGGAAGGCAAGCUGGAUUCUGGCAGUUUCGCCAUUGACAAACGCACCGACAGCUCAUCGUUUGAGAACCUAUCGAGUCGUUACUAUGCGAACCUCAUUGAAUUUAACCGCAAAGCCAGCAACUGCGGCAUACAGCCUGCAGUGCUGCUUCUUGAGAACGAAAUAAAAGCCCAGAACUCCGGCCUCAACUCGAGAACUAGGAAAAGAUCCAGCAGCCUCAGCUCCUUGCACAACGCUGGUUCCGAGGUCGGCCAAUGGACUCCCAGGCUACUCGACUCAGCCAACACCUCGACCACGGGCAGCCUAACUAGCCUGCAGAAUUUAGACUUGGCUUUUCAGCCGCGACUCUGCAACUCGAAGCCCUCUUACUCGAGUUCACCAAACGUCCUCCAGCAGAAACACAGUCAUCAGUUCCGAAUGGGACCUGCCACCAGUAUACAGCCUGUAGAAGUAUUCGUGGAUGGACCGUACGGGACGCCGUCUUCGUCCAUCACGAAGGUGGCCCACGCGGUGCUCAUCGGGGCAGGCAUCGGCAUCACGCCCUUCGCGUCUGUCCUCCAGAGCAUCAUGCACAGAUACCGUGCCGCGAAGGUGCCAUGUCCGCACUGCAACGUCGCUAGCUGCGUCAUGCUGCCCACUACACUCAAGAAACUCAGACGAGUAGACUUUGUGUGGGUGAACAGAGACAUCAGUCACUUCGAAUGGUUCUUGGAGAUGCUGGGGUCCCUAGAGAGUGAACAGCAGCAGUCAGGAGCAGCGAUGGAGAAGUUCUUACAGCUGCAGCUCUACAACACCGGCGACCUGCCUCUGCAGUCGACCCUGCCGUUCGCUGCCGCAGUCCGUCAGGGGAGGCCAGACUGGGACACUGUAUUCAGCGGCAUCCGCAGCGCCGCAGGCAAGAGGGAGAAAGUGUGUGUGUUCUACUGUGGUCCCCCAGCCCUCGCUCCAGUCCUCAAACAGAUGUGCAUAAAAUACAGACUCGAAUUCCGCAGAGAAAUGUUUUGAGUCGUGUUCUCUAUUUAUUUUUGCAAUAUUAUUACGUAUUAUAUCUAUCUUUGGUGCGCUGUGCACCUGAUUUUAAGUAAUGUACAAAGCAUUGAAGUAUUUAUGUCAUUGUCUUUAUUACAUUAUAUUUUGUGUCAUUUCUUAAUACAUGGCAAUUUAUUUAUACAGCAAAGUGCUGCCUUAUUUACUUAUUUAACUACAAAUAUAUGAUGCAUAUUGUAACGUGAUGGUUUACAGACUGCUCUGACUCCGAAACGUUUUCUCUUAUAAGAAAUGGCGAACUUCUUGGCGAUAUUAUUUGCUUUUAAAUCCCUGGUAAAUUUGCGAUUUAAGCAACCAAAUAAUCUUAAUGCUAUGCGUACUUCAUUAUAUGAUAUGUUGAACAUGACAAAUCAAACGUCCCUCAUAGUGUUUAAAACAAUAGGAAUAAUUUUGAUAUAAAAUUUAUAUAAUACG